GCCAACAUCCUCGAUCGAUCCUGGCAUCCGGAUUCUUCCAAGCUCUUCGAUCGGAUUUGCGAUGCAUCCGCGACAGGACUCGUCGGAUCGUUAUAUUUUUCUUCUAUCCUUCGAACCAAGCAAGGCGAUUGGCUAGGAUCGACCCACGGCGGGGGUGUAGGGCGUCGCGUCGGUCGUUCUCAGUGGUUAGCAACUAUCGGUCCAAUAACUCUGCCCUCGAUCCGAGCAAGAAACCAUUGA
This is a messenger RNA of Puccinia graminis f. sp. tritici CRL 75-36-700-3, 240 nucleotides long. RefSeq lists its product as uncharacterized. The transcript has 3 exons. Lineage: Eukaryota; Fungi; Basidiomycota; Pucciniomycetes; Pucciniales; Pucciniaceae. The record is from RefSeq and is a predicted model, not a curated record. The annotation marks the transcript as partial.